Molecule: messenger RNA, 655 nt
Organism: Cygnus atratus (black swan)
Lineage: Eukaryota; Metazoa; Chordata; Aves; Anseriformes; Anatidae
Product: feather keratin Cos1-2-like
Exons: 3
Coding region: 204-638 (144 amino acids)
Cellular component (GO): intermediate filament
Molecular function (GO): structural constituent of cytoskeleton
Source: RefSeq, a predicted model, not a curated record
GUCUUCUGCCCACACUGACUGGUGUUGCCUGGAAAUACUUGGGCCUCCCUACCUGCCACUCAGAAGUUGCCUUCUUUGGGGAAAGGGCAUAAAGCAGGAAAUGAAAAGCAGCAUCACAGGAAGGCAACACACAUCCCGUAUCAUUAGGUGGGAUGUUUUGCAUGCACGAGUAGCUUGUCAGAAAGUAGUCCCUGCUUCAAGGGAUGCCUCUGGACAUGGGGCAGCUAAGGCGCACUAUAAAAGCCAGCCCAUCUCCGUGCUCUCUCAUCCACUUCUCUGGCCUUCUUCUCCUUGGGAACAAGGUGCACCUCCUGCCCCCAGACAUGUCCUGCUACGACCAGUGCCGGCCAUGCCUUCCAUGCCAGCCCUGCGGCCCGACCCCGCUGGCCAGCAGCUGCAAUGAGCCCUGCGUCAGACAGUGCCAGAACUCCACCAUCGUCAUCCAGCCCUCCCCUGUGGUGGUGACCCUGCCCGGCCCCAUCCUCAGCUCCUUCCCACAGAACACUGCUGUGGGAUCCUCCACCUCUGCCGCCGUUGGCAGCAUCCUCAGCUGUGACGGAGUCCCCAUCAACUCCGGGUGCUGUGACCUCUCCUGUAUUACCAGCCGCUACUGUGGCAGCAGGUGCCGCCCCUGCUAAAGAUGCCAGACAGUGCC